AUGACUGUGUACAGUGGUGAAGACCAGAAAUGUGAGAAAGAUGGUCGGAUUUCUGGUAGACUGAAUGAAGAGAAACCCCAAGUGUUCAUGGACAUCUCCUCUACUCGAGUGUCAGAUACCAUAGAUCCAGAGUUUCUGGUGCUCACUGCCAACACUGGAGGAGAUGAUCUGAGAUCAGAUGUAGAUCACCGAAUAUCUGUGAGAACGAAUACACAUUUUGCAGAUGACAUUAAACCAACUAAAUCAGAAGAGAUGGCAUUGAAAGGAGAAAAUCUGAUGCUGUCGUGUGACUACACUGUUUCAGCAUUUACUCUACAGUGGUAUCGCCAGUAUCCCAGAUCAGCUCCAGAGUUUCUGGUGCUCACUGCCAACACUGCAGGAGAUGAUCUGAGAUCAGAUAUCUGUAAAAUAACAAAAUUGUUCUUUCUGUUCCAUCACUUUGCAGGGGAGUCUGUUGGGAAUACAAUAACACCAUCACAUUCUUCAGUGGUCAUUAUUGAAGGAGAACAUGUCACUUUCUCCUGUAACUACAGUGGUGAUGUUCAGAGUUUGCAGUGGUAUCGGCAAUAUCCAAACUCUAUCCCUGAGUUCCUCUACUACAUUCUUGAGACUAGUUUCUCUUCAGAGAAAGUUCCCCGUCUGAUUCCCUCCAUAAACAAAGAGGGAAAGCGUGUGUUUCUGGAACUCUCCUCUACUGAGGCGUCUGACUCUGCUGUGUACUACUGCGCCCUGAGGCCCACAGUGACAGGAACUCCAACCCUGUAGUGCAAAAACCUCUCAGAUGUGGAGGGGUGGUGGGUUUCAGGGUGUGUUGCCUAGAAUCAUGUCA
This is a messenger RNA of Clupea harengus (Atlantic herring), 829 nucleotides long. RefSeq lists its product as uncharacterized. NCBI's taxonomy places the organism in Eukaryota, Metazoa, Chordata, Actinopteri, Clupeiformes, Clupeidae. The transcript has 4 exons. The record is from RefSeq and is a predicted model, not a curated record. Bases 1 to 765 code for a protein of 254 amino acids.